Bufo gargarizans (Asiatic toad) is the source of this 3702-nucleotide messenger RNA. RefSeq names its product lysine demethylase 4C (gene KDM4C). Bases 117 to 3320 code for a protein of 1067 amino acids. The record is from RefSeq and is a predicted model, not a curated record. Gene Ontology annotation, cellular component: nucleus. Lineage: Eukaryota; Metazoa; Chordata; Amphibia; Anura; Bufonidae. Gene Ontology annotation, biological process: chromatin remodeling. Gene Ontology annotation, molecular function: histone H3K9 demethylase activity; histone H3K36 demethylase activity. The transcript is spliced from 22 exons.
CAAGUCGUGACGUCACUACGAAAACGGCUUCCGGGAAAGGGCAGGUCACGUGACCGCUGUCGGAAUCGGCGAGUAAAGAGAGAAUCGGCACGGCAAUAUUGCCAAUAUUGUUAAAAAUGAACGCAAAAGACUCUGAUGACCAGAACCCUUCAUGCAAAAUUAUGACCUUCAGACCAACAAUGGAAGAAUUCCGAGACUUCAACAAGUACUUGGUGUAUAUGGAGUCUAAAGGUGCACAUCGAUCUGGUUUGGCUAAGGUGAUUCCCCCAAAAGGGUGGAAGCCCAAGAGGCAUUAUGAUGACAUAGAUGACCUUGUGAUCCCUGCUCCAAUCCAGCAGAUGGUGACAGGACAGUCUGGUCUCUUCACUCAGUACAAUAUUCAGAAAAAGCCAAUGACUGUCAAAGAGUUCAGAAGACUCGCCAAUAGUGAUAAAUACUGCACUCCAAGAUACAUGGAUUAUGAUGAUUUAGAAAGGAAAUAUUGGAAAAAUUUAACUUUUGUUGCUCCAAUCUAUGGUGCAGAUGUCAAUGGGAGCCUUUAUGAUAAAGACAUAGAUGAGUGGAAUAUUUCACGUCUAAACACCAUUCUGGAUGUUGUAGGAGACGAAUGUGGGAUUUCCAUAGAGGGGGUCAAUACACCUUAUCUCUAUUUCGGAAUGUGGAAAACUACAUUUGCUUGGCAUACUGAAGACAUGGAUCUGUACAGCAUAAACUACCUCCACUUUGGCGAGCCCAAGUCAUGGUACUCUAUACCACCAGAACACGGAAAGAGACUGGAAAGGCUGGCUCAAGGUUUCUUUCCCAGUAGUUGUCAAGGAUGUGAUGCUUUUCUCCGACACAAAAUGACACUUAUAUCUCCUUCAAUACUAAAGAAGUAUGGUAUUCCUUUUGACAAGGUUACACAAGAAGCUGGUGAAUUUAUGAUCACUUUCCCAUACGGGUAUCAUGCCGGGUUCAAUCAUGGCUUCAACUGUGCCGAAUCAACAAAUUUUGCUACAGUCAGAUGGAUUGAUUACGGAAAAAUAGCCAAACUGUGUUCCUGCAGCAGCGACAUGGUGAAAAUAUCAAUGGACAUAUUUGUAAAAAUGUUUCAGCCAGACAAGUAUGAGAUUUGGAAGCAAGGAAAAGACAUUUAUACUAUUGACCACACAAAACCUACUAUUGAAACGACACCAGAAGUGAAGGCAUGGAUGAGUAAAAGGAGGAGAAGAAUGAAGAAUGCUUUGAAGGGCCUUCAGCAUACCACAUCUCGUUCUAAGAAGCUUAAGACUCAGGAGGACAAGAAAGUAUCAGCCAUGGUAGAAAUCAUAGCUACUGAAGCUGCUACAGAUGGUUUCAAGGUCAAUGAAAAACCCACAGAAAAUGCAGUGCUAGUAAACAAAGAAGUGCCUUCAGGGGAUGAGAAGAACAUUAGAGAAGUGCAUCUGGAUCACAGUUUAUUGAAUAAUAUCCAGGCCCCAGGUGGACUUUCCCUUCUUUUGGAUCAAGGCACAAAACCAGAAGAAAUAGACAACUGUGACCUCAGUUUGGCCGCCUCAGGGCUGGCAGAGUUGUGUGGUUCUCUUGCCCAGCCUGCUCCAGUUAAAGUAGAAGACAGCACAGAUAUCCAGGAAGAAAAUGAACAGAAAUCAUUCAUUCAGCCACAAGUGUAUAAUUUUUCCGAGGCUGAGGUGUUUGAGAAAGAAGAGACUAGCAGCUUUUCAAGUGGUGGUGAUGAUGAUGAUGCCAGUGACCUUGAGGUUGCGGAUUGUGGCCUAGAACCUGGUGAAGUUCCCAUUUUGAUGAAUGAUGGGCAGCAGGACUCUGAGCAAAGCAAUUUGUGUGGUUGGUCAGAAAGCAAUGGGAAAAGACAACAAAGAGCAAAAAGUUGGAGACUUCCUCUUGGCAAGCCUCCGUCUAGAUCGCUGAUGACAGUGGUUAAACAGCAGGCAACUAGUGAUGAAGAAUUUCAGGAGUGUCCUGGUGUACCAACUGAAGAGAGUGAACCUUGGGCAAAGCCUCUUCGUCACCUCUGGCAGUCCAAGGUGCAGAGUUUUGCAGCUGAAAGGGAGUAUAAUGAAUCAAUAGCCAAAUUGAAGCCAUAUUGCGCUAUCUGCAGUCUUUUUUUGCCUUACUACAAGUCGGAAACUUAUAAUGAUGACGUGCAAUCUUACUGGGAGACUGCGUCAAGCGAAAUACUGCCACAUGAGUCAAAAACAAAACCUCUUAUCCCAGAAAUGUGCUUCCUAUACAGUGAAGAGAACACGGAACAUGCGCCCACAAAUACAUUUAUUGAUGGGGAUGGAAAAAGUCAUCUCAUUGCUUGCACAAUGUGUUGUGUACAGGUUCAUGCAAGUUGUUAUGGUGUUCCUUCCCAUGAAAUUCAUGAUAGAUGGAUGUGUUCUCGAUGUAGAAAUGGAGUUUGGACAGCAGAAUGUUGCCUUUGCAGUCUGCGAGGGGGCGCUCUUAAGCAAACAACAGAUAAUAAAUGGGCACAUGUAAUGUGUGCGAUUGCUGUCCCAGAAGUAAAGUUUGAAAAUGUGAUGGAGCGAUCUCAAAUAGACACCAGCAGAAUUCCCCUUGAGAGGUUAAAAUUGAGAUGUGUUUUCUGCAGACAAAGAUUUAAGAACUCUCAUGGAGCUUGUAUCCAGUGUUCAUACGGUCGCUGCCCCACAUCCUUCCAUGUGACCUGCGCACAUGCUGCGGGGGUCGUGAUGGAGCCUGAUGACUGGCCCUUUGUAGUGUACAUCACAUGCUUCAGGCACAUGAUCAAUCAGAACCUGAGACACAAAUCAGCCAAGAAGAAUAUAAAUAUUGGACAGACUGUGAUUGCGAAGCACAGAAAUACCCGAUACUACAGCUGCAAGGUUACAGAAAUAACCUCCCAGACCUUCUAUGAAGUAGAAUUCGAUGAUGGAUCUAUCAGUAAGGACACAUUCCCUGAGGAUAUUGUUAGCAGAGACUGUCGGAAGCUAGGUCCACCUUUACAGGGAGAAGAUGUCCGGGUAAAAUGGCCUGAUGGGUUACUUUAUGGUGCAAAAUACCUUGGAUGCAACAUUGUCUAUAUGUACAAGGUUGAAUUUGAAGAUGGGUCACAAAUUGUGACAAAGAGAGAAGAUAUUUACACAAUGGAUGAAGAACUUCCUAAGAAGAUCAAAUCUCGUUACUCCAGAGCAUCGGACAUGAAAUUUCAAGAUGCGUUUUAUGGGGAAGAAGUCAUUAACGACAAAAAAAGACAGAGAGUACUGAAUGUUAAGUUCAAGAAUGAAUAUGUUGAUGAUCCCGGAUAUCGCACAUUUCUCAAGAGUUCAUUCCAAAAGAAAACCCACAAGGGACAGUAAUGGACUAAUACAACAUGCAACUGAAUAGACCCAAGUUUGCGAGAGAUUUGUUACUGCAUUUGCACUACACCCAUAAAGUAGUACUUUGGACUGAAAGGUCAUUCUGGUUCAACUCCUUGUCAUAAUUCCUGUUCAUACAUAACAUCUACUGGCUUGCAGUGGAUCCUUGUCAUCAUUGACAUUACAUUGUCUAUUAGAUACAUGGCCAUAGUACAGCACUUCUUCAACUAAUGGUGUUAAAGAGCUAUUCCCAUCAUAUACAGUGGGGGCAUAUCACUAAGAUAUUCCCCCAUUGUCUGAUAGGUGCGGGUCCCACCUCUGGGACCCGCACCUACAAGGAGAACAGAGCACGGAGAGCUGUGGCUGGAGGACCCCGGGUCCA